This is a messenger RNA of Saprolegnia parasitica CBS 223.65, 1805 nucleotides long. RefSeq lists its product as hypothetical. The transcript has 4 exons. The record is from RefSeq and is a predicted model, not a curated record. Bases 6 to 1805 code for a protein of 599 amino acids. Gene Ontology annotation, molecular function: protein binding. NCBI's taxonomy places the organism in Eukaryota, Oomycota, Saprolegniomycetes, Saprolegniales, Saprolegniaceae.
GCGCGAUGGACGUGGUCGAGCACAACCUGGCGCUGCGCGAGCUCUGGAAGCGCAAGGGCGAGUAUGGGCUGCCAUUUGUCCUCGACGAAAUACUCACCCUGCGGCAACUCGGGCUCGUUUCGGAGGACGAAUAUAUGCGUCUCACGCGCCAGGCGCCCGCGAGUACGCCGGCCAAAUCGCUGCCCGAUGAGCUGCAAGCCGCGCUCGAAGCCCGCAUCUCGGCCCUCUUGGACGCGCAAACGUACUUUCCUCUCGAUCAGAUCCAGGCGGCGCUGGAGAGCGAGUUCCAGACAUCACUCGCGAGCCACAAGGAGUGGCUCCAGCACACGAUCUUUCGCCAGAGCAAGGUCAAGCUCCAGAAAAUCAACCACGCAGCGACCCUCGCCCGUGCCUCCGCCAGCGCGUCCGUGCUCCAAGCUGCGUAUCGGCGCCACCGCGUGUCGUUUCUAAACAGCGCGCGCGCCCGUCGGAAGGCAGCGCUCGAGGCCGCAAAUGCCGUCGCGCGCCGUGCCAUCGACAACUACGCGCUCGACGUCAUCGGCCGGUUUCUGCUGCGGCGCGUGCAGCGCCAGCGCUUUCGAAUGGCGCUGCGCAGGUGGCGUGACGACGCGAGCUGGGCCGCGACGGCAGAAACGCUGCGGCGCACAAGGGCCGCGCGCAUCCUUGCGCGGCAGCUGCCGACGAUGGUGCACGAGUACAGGAAACGCCAAGCGCUCCAUUCUCACCGACAGGAGCAGCAACGGGCGGCAGCAUCGAGGAUCCAAGCACGCGUGCGGUGGCGCCUCCAACAAGCACGACGCACCCGCGCACAGCAGCAAAUUGCGCGCCUCUGUCUGCGCUUUUGGCAGCAGCGUCAGCUGUCUCGCGCCAAGUCGGUCAUGGGCACGUGGCUACUGUCCUGCAUCCUACGCCGUCGAUACCGCUGCCGGUUGCGACGACGGGCUGCGAGUGCACGUCUGCUGCAGCGCUGGCUCCAUCGCAAGCUUCUCCAACGACGCAGCGUGCGAACAAUCGAUUGUCUCUGCAAUUGGCUGCGCACUUUGCAGCAAACUCGGAGGUUGUGUGGCUACGCGCGCGUGCGUCGGCGAUUCGCGUUGGAAGUGCGCAGUGCCCGCGUCUUGCAGGCCACGUACCGAUCGCACGUCCAGCGUCGCCAGCGGCGCAGCGCAGCCGCGGCCGUGCUUCAGUGCCUCGUCCGGCGCUGGCAGCAGCGCCGCGCCGCGCGCCUUGCUUGUCUUUUGCUGCAGAUCACGCGCCGAGUGAAGCUGCGCCGGGCGCAGGUGGCAGCGCGACGAGAACGGGCGGCCAAAACCCUGCAGUGCGGCGUGCGGCAUCUGCUCCACCGGCGCCAGCUGCAACGCGAGCGAGCGCUCCAGGUCGUGCGGCGAUUUUGCCGCCGCGUGCUGGCGCUCCGGCGGGCCGAGGCCGCGCGAAGAAAACUCUCAUCGGGUCUCGUGCCCAUGCGGCCGCGCACCAAGAAGCCGCACACGCUGCCUGCCGUGACCCGCAACGCAGUGGCCGCGCCCGCGCUUCCGCCCGUGAAGCUCAUCAAGCGCUACGACCGGAUCUGCUCGACGUGCGCAAGCCCGCACCACACACAGUGCCGGCGGCCGUCGCUCUCGUCGCCGAUGAAGUCGUGGAUUGCCGUGCCGACGCUGUACCCGACCAAGCCACCUCGGCCCAGCAGGCCAAGCAACCAAGAGCCGAGCACCGAGCGCAUCCAGCCGUCCAAGCCGUCGACCGUGCAUUUGCCAGCGCUCCGAAGGGGCGUCCCCAUGAUGAAGCGCGCCGUGUCGCAGCUGUAG